Molecule: messenger RNA, 1667 nt
Organism: Penaeus vannamei (Pacific white shrimp)
Lineage: Eukaryota; Metazoa; Arthropoda; Malacostraca; Decapoda; Penaeidae
Source: RefSeq, a predicted model, not a curated record
GGCGGGAACACUGGCAGAGGAAACAUGAUGAGGUCGUGGACGCUCCUAGUGCUGACGGCGGCGCUGACGGCGUCGGCCGAGAAGCUGGGAAACAUCGAGGUCAUCACGAGAGACCAGCUCGGCCAGACUCUCGACCCUCCAGCUGGAGGAAGCAGCUUUGGCCUUCCCCUCUCUAGCCCUGUUCAAGACGACGUUCCCCCGCCUCUUAGCUACCUGCCGCCGGUCCAGACCCCCCUUCCAAUCGAGCCUACCCCAGUGCCCCUGCCUACCCCUAUUCAGCCUGAAACCGACUACUUGCCCCCUGUAGCGUCACCCGUGGGACAGCCUGAGGUCGAAACACCCACAGGCCUGUACAACCCGCCCACAGCGCCCGCCCCCGGUACAAAUUUCCCCACCGGAACAGACGACUACGACUUCGACUACACCGAUUCCGGGGACAACGGCCAGGACUUCCUCUCGAGUAUCCAGAGUGUCCAGGACUCGAAGCUAGCACUCCUCGGGAGUCUGGCGGGAGCUAAAGCCUCUCUCUUCCAGGGCCUCCGGAAAGCCAAGUCCUCCAUCGCGACAGGGGUGAGCGGCGCCCUGCUGUCCAAGGGCGCUGGCUUCAGCAGUCUCUCGCAGACGGGAAGCGGGGGAAGCUAUGGCAGCGGUUUCAGCAGCAGCUAUGGCACUGAUUAUGGCACCAACUAUGGCACAAACCCUAGGCCGGUGGGCAGGCCCUACCCCUCGGACCCCUACCCAAUCUACCCUCCAUACCCACAGCCGCAGCCUCAGCCCGUGUACCCCGUGCCCGUGUACCCCGUCUACAGACCGAAGCCCAACCCCUUCGCCGCCUUCAAGGCCAAGGUGGGCCGCGUAGUGCAGGCCAAGAAGCUGGCAGCCGCCCUCAAGCACGCAGCCUACAAGCAGAGUAUCGAGGAGAAGUACCAACCGGCCUACCCGACUUACCCUUCUUACCCGACCUACCCGACCUAUCCCUCUUACCCGACUUACCCGACUUACCCCGGACACUCGAGCCACGGCGGCGCACAGAAGGGGAAGUUCUUCGGCUUCCAAAGCUUCAAGGCUCCUCAUCCCAGUUAUCAUCACGGUGGAUGGUAGACCAGACGGUGCUGCCAUCUACACGGUGAAAGCAACGUCAAAGUUUCUCCGGGAAAUAACUGAUUGUUAUUCAUUUACAAAUAGGUUUAGCAUAAGAAACUAAAGUAACUAUUUUCAUAUUUGGUGUUGUAUAUUUGUCCGUUUUUGAAAUGAUAUUAAUAAUGUAGUGUUAUUGUGUGGAAGUAAUUUUUAAAAUUUCAUUUAGACGACACAUACGAGAUGACAUAACCCCCCCCCAAAAAAAAAAAAGGAAAGAUAAAUAAAUACAUAAAUCUCACAAUUCUACUUUUGAAUCAGAAGAACAACAAUAUAAAUUAAAAUUACUGUAAGAAUAUGUUCUCUUUUUUUUUUACUAAAAAUCAAGAGAUCAAUAUAUCACAAGUUACCAAAAUAUUAUCUGAUUUAGUUUUCAGCUAAAUUAGAUUGAAGUUUUUAGAUUGAUUAAAAAGCCUCAUAUAAGGGCAUUAAACGUUUCUUUAAUUAUUUACGUGUUAUAUUUACAAAUGUCAUUCUCUUGUGUUUCACGUCAGUUUCGCCAUACUGAGAAUAAAAGAAAAUCAAUUAUU